GAAGAAGAAGCAGUCUUCCGGUCGGAGCUUCUAAACACAAACACUGUGCUUCCUUCCCGGUGGUCCCGUUUCUUUUCUGUUCUCCCGUUAACGUCUACCGUCAACCUCAACAUGUCCACCAUACAGUCAGCAGUGCGAGUGUUCGUCAACCAGAGACUGACUGUGGCUGUUGAAGAAAUCCUGGACAUGUUCGAGAGAACAAUAAAGGAGUAUGAAGAGGAGGUCCACCUGCAGAGCAGACUGCUGGGAGCUGAUCAGCUGCCUGCUGGCAUUAAGACAACCUCACUGUUAGACAGAGACACAGGUCAGUCAGGUGUGUCUCAGGAAAUCCGGCCGCUGACUGUCAACACAAAGAUUCCCCCCGAACAACAGGAGUCGAGGCCCAGUCUGGACCCAGAGGCCCCACACAUUAAAGAGGAACCUGAGGAGGUCUGGAUUAGGCAAGGACUGGACGGGGCUGAUAUCCCAGAGUUCCAAUUCGCGCCCGUCUCUGUGAAGAGUGAAGACGACGGAGAGAACUCUCAGUCCUCACCGCUUCACCAAAGACAAACUGAGGAGCACAGAGAGGCAGAUCCUCCUGCUCAGCAGCAGACAGACGCCGGAGCCGGCGGAGAGAACUGUGGAGGAUCAGAACCAGCCGUUGACUUGGAUGUAGCUGGUUUUUUAAAAGCAACCAGCGAUGGACGGCUUUUCCUUUCGCAGUGUUUUAAAACUGAGCCUGAAGACUUACACGAUGACUGGAACCAGUCAUUUUCAGACACACUGGAAGAAAACGAAGCUGAGUCUCAUUUAAGAUCUCAUACUCAGAAAAAGCUGUACAAAUGCCCAGCAUGUAACAAAACAUUUAAGCACAACACGUCUCUGCAGAGACACAUAACGUGCCAUACGGGGGAGAGGCCGUUCGACUGUACCCAGUGUGGAAAGACAUUUAGGCAGAAGGGAAGUUUGCAAAUACACAUGAGGAAGCACACCGGAGAGAAACCUUUUUGUUGCUUAGUUUGCAGUAAAAACUUCACCCAGAGUGGAACAUUAGCUGCACAUAUGAGAAUUCAUACGGGAGAGAAGCCUUUCAGCUGCUCAGUCUGUAAGAAAAGGUACAACGAAAAAGGGACGCUAGUCAGACACAUGAGGGUCCACACAGGAGAGAAACCAUUUACUUGCUCACUUUGCGGUAAAAGAUUUAGCGAAAAAGGAAAUCUGAAUAAACACAAGAGAAUCCACACGGGGGAGAAACCAUUCGGUUGCGGUGUGUGCGAGAAAAGAUUUUGUUUGCUGUCACACCUCAAAAACCACAAGUGUCCUCGUGUGAAGAGCAGUGAAACUGUAGAGCAGGCACUUCAGCUGAAAUGUCCAGAAGUUACAGCACAGUUCAGCAGAUGGGAGGAGAGCCUUCAGUCCGUUACAGCAAGGAAAUAAUCUGCACUAAUUAACUCAUAACUCAAUAAUCAUUAGCUGCAGCUUCAGUGUAGGUUUGUACCGAAUAGUUGGAAGCUUAAAAGCGUCAUUCAUAACAUUGACAUUUGAAUUCUAAAUCAUCAUCUGAAUGCGGCACACAUCUUUUUUUUUUUGUUGUGUUUAAAGCAGGUAUUUCUGCACAGUUGCAGGUAAAAAUCAGGAUACGUCAAAGGUCCCAUAUUGUAAAGUUUAAGAGUUUUUCAGGUCUUUUAUAUUA
This is a messenger RNA of Sebastes umbrosus (honeycomb rockfish), 1672 nucleotides long. Its product is annotated as zinc finger protein 84-like. Gene Ontology annotation, molecular function: RNA polymerase II cis-regulatory region sequence-specific DNA binding; DNA-binding transcription factor activity, RNA polymerase II-specific. The transcript has 2 exons. The record is from RefSeq and is a predicted model, not a curated record. NCBI's taxonomy places the organism in Eukaryota, Metazoa, Chordata, Actinopteri, Perciformes, Sebastidae. Bases 112 to 1416 code for a protein of 434 amino acids. Gene Ontology annotation, biological process: regulation of transcription by RNA polymerase II.